Molecule: messenger RNA, 1770 nt
Organism: Dendrobium catenatum
Lineage: Eukaryota; Viridiplantae; Streptophyta; Magnoliopsida; Asparagales; Orchidaceae
Exons: 6
Coding region: 90-1580 (496 amino acids)
Source: RefSeq, a predicted model, not a curated record
GGAGGUUCAUUGAUGGUCUUAGUAUAUCAGAAGAAGGAGAAGUCCAGAAGAUAGUGGAAAAAGAAUUCACUGCUUGGUUCAAAAAUACGAUGGCUUCAGGUGAGGAGCAGCCUAAUAGAGGGUUGAUAAAAAAUAUUUUUAACAGGCGCACUAAGAAGACUACAAUUGGACCACAUAGGUCACUACGUACUGAGGAGACCACCUCGGCUCAGCCUGCUACACAGUCUCAGCCUGCUACACAGCCUCAGCCUGCUACACAGCCUCAGCCUGCUACACAGCCUCAGCCUGCUACACAGCCUCAGCCUGCUACACAGCCUCAGCCUGCUACACAGCCUUUACCCACUCCUGGAGCCAGUAGCCCGCAGUUCUACUCACCGGACCUUCGAUUUCCUUCACCAGAUCUCGGGCAGGCUACUCCUUUCUACCCAUACUUCACACCCCCACCUUAUGCUGGUGCCCCUCCUACUUAUCCAUUUCCACCAUAUGCUCCACCAUACUAUCCCCCACCACCCCAUCAGCCUGCUACAACUGGACCUUCGACAGCAGCUGGACCUUCGACAGCAGCUGCAGCAGAGCAGCAGACAGAUGGUAGAAUGUUGAUAGCACCUGAGGGUGACACGUUCUAUCCAUCAAAACAACCAACACAUAAAAUACGGGACAUCAUACGGAGCAGGUUUGACGCUCCUUAUGUUUCUUGGAAGAAAGUCCCAAAAGAAGUCCGGGAGAUGUGGUUUAGAGAGUUUGAGAAAGAGUUUUGUUGGCUGCCCCAACACAAUGACAAGAUUAGAAAGAAUUUUGAGAAGCGUGGCUCUACUCGGAUGCGCGACAUGUUCACAGAUGUUAGAAAGGUUGGGAAACGACCAUUGUGGAUUGGAGAGGAGAUAUGGGCUGAGUUGAAUGCAGCUUGGGGCAGCGAAGAGUACACUAGGAGGAGGGAUCAAAAUCGACAGAACAGAGCUUCUGAUGUUGGGGGCUUAGGUAGUGCACUUCAUACAGGAGGCUCCGUUCCACAUACUGAGCACAGGCGUCGUUUGAAAGCGUCACUUGGUAGAGAACCAACUCCUGUGGAAUUGCAUAGUCGCACUCAUAAGCGACAGGAGGAUCAACAAUGGAUUGAUGAGAGAGCAAGGAAGGCCCAUGAGGAAUAUACACGGAUUCGAGAGACUCAUGCCGCAUCAGGUGAGGGCUCUUCUGGCGGCUCUGUGGAGUAUUCUGAGUAUCGCAUGUGGUCGCAGGCCGUCGGAGGAAUGCAGCAUGGUAGAGUAUAUGGCUUAGGUGCGCAAGCUCAGGCAUACGAGGGGAUGACCUCCUCUACUGCAUCCAGCUUCGCAUCCAGUUCGCAUGAGUCCUUACAAGCUCAACAAAUAAUUGCCCUUCAAGCUGAGCUAGAACAAGUAAGGAAAUCACAAGUUGAUUGGCAAGCUCAGCUGCAAGCACAGGUUCAAGCUCAGCUGCAAGCACAGGUGCAAACAAGUACGGAGCAACACAAUCAGUUGCUGGAUGAAAUGCGCAAGAUGAGGGAGCAACUGAGUGGAAAAGACGUAGCUCCACCUGAGGAGGAGUCGACGGAGUCAGAGUAGUGUAAUUUAGUUGAAAUGAACUUGUAUUUUUAUGUGAACUUAUGUUAUUGGACAAUUACUUUUAAUAUGAUGUUAUCAGUUGAUUUUUAGUGCUAAACUGUUGUGAAACUGUUAUAAAUUAUUGUGAAGUAACCUGUUGUGGAACUUGUAUGUGUUAGAAUUGAUAGGUUUGCAGGUGUGGAAAUGGGAU